AUGUCCCUACUUCGUUCAGCCGUCUGCAGGGUCUGCAGGCGGCCCAGGCUACAGCUGCGGAGGGCCUUUGCUACGGCAAGCAACCAGCAGGCUUCGCAAGGCAACAGAGUCAAGCUUGUCGAGGUCGGGCCGCGCGACGGGCUGCAAAAUGAAAAGAAGACGAUUCCACUCGCCACCAAGAUCGAGUUGAUUGAGCGACUGGCGAGGACAGGCGUCUCGACCAUCGAGGCCGGGUCCUUUGUGUCCCCCAAAUGGGUUCCUCAGAUGGCCAACUCGAGUGAAAUCAUGGAGCAUCUCCUCCAGCACAAGAUCCAAUCGCCUGGUCCAUUGACUUACUCUUUCCUUGCGCCGAACAGCAAGGGCUUCGAGAAUGCGGCCAACAUCCUCAAGCAGAACCUGAGGGCGUUUUCGACCCAGCUAGAACCGAGCAUCGGAGGCGAGGCCGAGGCGAAGCCCGCGGUCGAGGUGGCUAUUUUCGCAGCGGCAACCGAGUCGUUUUCACAAAAGAAUCUCAAUUGCGACAUACAGAAAUCCUUGGAAAGUUUCAAGACGGUCAUCCAAGACUCCAAGGCGCUGGGGCUCCGGGUGCGUGCCUACAUCUCGGUGGUGCUGGGGUGCCCCUUUGAAGGGUUCGACGUCGACCCGCACAAGGUGGCCGAGAUUGCCACGGACCUGCUGGAGUCGGGUGCGGAUGAGAUCUCGCUGGGGGACACGACGGGCAUGGGCACGGCGCCGCGGACGAGCGCGCUGCUCAGGUGCAUGGCUGCGGCGGGGAUCCGCAACGAGGACAUUGCGAUGCACUUUCACGACACAUACGGGCAGGCGCUGGUAAACACGGCCGUCUCGCUGGAGCACGGCAUCCGGACGUUUGACAGCAGCGUGGGCGGGCUCGGCGGGUGCCCGUACAGCCCCGGCGCAACGGGCAACGUGGCGACGGAGAACAUGGUGUAUUUUAUGGAGACGCUGGGCAUGGAGACGGGCAUCGACCUGGAUGCCGUGGCGGACAUUGGCGCGUGGAUCACGGAGGAGGUGGGCAGGGCCAACGACAGCACGGUGGGCAAGGCUGUCCUGGGCGCGAGGGCGAGGGCAAAUGGAGCGGCGCCCAAGGCGUGA
This is a messenger RNA of Hirsutella rhossiliensis, 1113 nucleotides long. Its product is annotated as HMGL-like domain-containing protein. The transcript has 2 exons. The record is from RefSeq and is a predicted model, not a curated record. Bases 1 to 1113 code for a protein of 370 amino acids. Lineage: Eukaryota; Fungi; Ascomycota; Sordariomycetes; Hypocreales; Ophiocordycipitaceae. Gene Ontology annotation, molecular function: hydroxymethylglutaryl-CoA lyase activity. Gene Ontology annotation, biological process: L-leucine catabolic process; ketone body biosynthetic process.